ACGUCUAUGGUUGAACGUAUACUGCACGGAUUGUUAAAGUAAUGCGUGGGAAAUCUUAGUUCAGAGAUUGCAGUUACCUUUUGCCAUUUAGAGAUCCUGUCAGAGCACUGAUUUUAUAUAGUUGAAAGUUUUGCAUUGCAACUAGUAAGCAGGAGUCGCCCUUUUGUAAGCAAGCACCGAAGCUGCUUUGGGGAAACAUGAAUUGUACCAAAAAGAAGCUGUGCUGGCUCCAGUUUCCACUCUCUGGGGUUUUUGUCUGCACCCUCUACCAGCUGACCAUCAGUGCCAGACUUCAUGAGCCCCUGCCAAGGACUCUGAUUGGAGAGGAUUUUGGAGAAGGUUCAAUAAAUGGGGUUGAGAUGGCUCAGGGGCUGGAGGAGCCUCUCAGUGCAACACAUGAAUUAGAGCCCACAGAUCAAACAACAUCAGAGAUGCAUUUGGCUCAUAAUACGGAUACAACUACAGAUUUUAAAGCACCCACCCCCCCUGAAAUUACACCAUCAUCGAUGGCAAAUCCGACUUUUGUGGCCCCUGAGCCUUCGCAGGAGACACCCACACUUCAGCAUAUUAGGAGCAAGUACCCUGCCGAUUUAUUUUCUGUUGAAGACCUUAGACGAGGCUGGGUAAUCCUCCACAUUUUUGGGAUGAUGUACAUGUUCAUCUCACUUGUGACUGUGUGUGAUGAGUUCUUUGUUCCUUCGCUGAGUGUGAUCUCAGACAAGCUUGCCAUUUCUGAUGAUGUAACAGGAGCCACCUUCAUGGCUGCUGGAAGAUCCAUCUCUAAAGUUUUUGCCCUCAUCAUAGGACUCUUCUUCACCCACAGCAAUGUGGGAAUUGGCACAAUCGUUGGCUCAGCAAUCUACAAUAUUUUGUUUGUGAUUGGAAUGUGUGCUCUGUUUUCACGGGGGGUUCUUCGUCUGACCUGGUGGCCACUUUUCAGAGAUGUAUCCUUCUACAUACUUGGCCUCAUCUUACUCAUCAUUUUCUUCCUGGAUAAUGUCAUAGAGUGGUGGGAGAGCCUGAUGCUGGUGACCGCUUACACUGCCUAUGUGAUUUUCAUGAAGUUCAAUGUGCAAAUAGAGGGAGCCUUCAAGACCCAACUGCUCAAACACAAGAACGUUGUUGUUACUGUGGAGGAACCUGAACAGGAGGACAUGCCUGCAGGUGAGGAGGGGUCAGGAGGCGCUGAAGAUGCUGAAAGUGAUGAAGAUGACAUCGAUAAAGAGGGUGAUAAUGAUGUUGAGACUGAGGAGAAAGUGAAGGAAGGAGAGGAGAAAAAUGACAAGCCCCUGUCUCUAAAGUGGCCCGACACACCGCGCAAACAAGCCACCUACCUCUUCCUGCUGCCCAUAAGCCUCCCGCUGUGGCUCACAGUUCCUGAUGUCCGCAACCAGAAAUCCAGAAAAUUCUUUGCGGUCACCUUCCUGGGCUCUAUUCUGUGGAUUGCUGUCUUUUCCUACUUCAUGGUGUGGUGGGCCAAUCAGGUGGGUGAGACAUUUGGCAUCUCAGAGGAGAUUAUGGGCCUGACCAUCUUGGCUGCAGGGACGUCCAUCCCCGACCUCACCACCAGUGUGAUCGUGGCUCGUAAAGGCCUGGGGGACACGGCUAUGUCCAGCUCUCUGGGCAGUAACAUCUUCAACAUCACUGUGGGACUUCCACUCCCGUUGCUCCUGUACUCAGUCAUCCAUGGUUUGGUUCCAGUGGCCGUCAGCAGCAAUGGGCUCCUCUGUUGCACUAUGCUGCUCUUCAUCUCUCUCCUCUUUGUCAUAACCUGCAUUGCAUCCUCAGUUUGGACUACAGCUUGUGCCACAAUACCCAGCUGUGGAAAUCUGCUUUUGGAGAUUUUUGCACCCCUGACUCCACAAGGUAAGUCUCCACCUGUUGUUAUUCAGUCUGGGUUUGUGCGUUGAUGUUUUGCCUUUGCUCGUGCGUA
Acanthopagrus latus (yellowfin seabream) is the source of this 1933-nucleotide messenger RNA. Its product is annotated as sodium/potassium/calcium exchanger 1-like. Gene Ontology annotation, biological process: intracellular calcium ion homeostasis; long-term synaptic depression; long-term synaptic potentiation. NCBI's taxonomy places the organism in Eukaryota, Metazoa, Chordata, Actinopteri, Spariformes, Sparidae. The record is from RefSeq and is a predicted model, not a curated record. Gene Ontology annotation, cellular component: membrane. Bases 198 to 1910 code for a protein of 570 amino acids. Gene Ontology annotation, molecular function: calcium, potassium:sodium antiporter activity; calcium channel activity. The transcript has 7 exons.